Colletotrichum scovillei is the source of this 1599-nucleotide messenger RNA. RefSeq lists its product as uncharacterized. The record is from RefSeq and is a predicted model, not a curated record. The transcript has a single exon. NCBI's taxonomy places the organism in Eukaryota, Fungi, Ascomycota, Sordariomycetes, Glomerellales, Glomerellaceae. The coding region runs from base 1 to 1599 and encodes 532 amino acids.
AUGGCCAAGCGACUAUCGCCAGUCGAAGGUUUUCUGGAGUACCAAAAUCCAGGCGAACAGCGGCAUGAAUUCGCAGACCAGGCAGUCAAGUUCACCAGCGUGUACCUUUCAUCAAAAACAGCAUGUUUUCGUCUCACUUUUACCAUCCUGGGUGGCGAACACAACGAAAUUCCCAUAUAUCUGCAAAUUGCAUCUGACGAUCUCGAUUCGUUCCGUUAUAAGACCUGCAAAUUGAAGGAUAGAGGCCUACCUCAGCUUGACGAACUGCGCAGGCGGCUGGGUCGCAAGGGCGGCAGGGGCGACCUAACUCACCUUCGAUUCGUCUUGCGCAAUGGCGUCCACCUACAGCGCAUUGUACCCCAUAAACUUCCCGAUUACGAGGCUCUCGACGACCCAUCUCGACAUGUCCUUGACACUGUUGCAUCGAUCGCGGCCUCUCCGUCAUUCUCCUUAUACAUUCCGGCCAAUCGACUAUCCAGGAAAUUGCUUGACGUUUGCGUCGAAGCUGUUCAGCGAUGUUCAGAGUUAACAAAAGAAGAGUUUCUGUCGUAUCAACGAGCGGUCCAACUGCAGAGGCUGUACGGUGGCGGCGGUGGCAGGAUGCUUGCCGUCCAUGAUGACGACGCUGCCGUCGAUCGUGAUCUAGCCGUCGACGACCACGAUAGUAACUCUCGACAAGAGACCGAUUCGUGCGCGACAUUGGGCUUCGACGUUGUUCCGCGUGAACGGAACUCUCCUCCGCAUUAUGACGCGGGCUCCGUCGAUGGGAAGAAACCCAUGGCGAACCUGGCUGACACGGCCAACGUCGACAACUCCGUUAUUGAGUGUCCGCCGCCGGAGUAUGGUGACAUCGAACAGGCUCGCGACACGCCGAUGGCUCUCAAGCGCGUGCGCCAAUGGGUGGAUGAAGGCGGGUCUCCGCAGCCAAGUCCCAAACGAGUGUCUUCGCUAGGUUCAUGUGUCGCGAUAUCUGCUUCGGCUUCAGCAACCAACGUGCGACGACUUGAUGCAAAAAAGAGGAGACUCGAAUUCGAAAAUGCGGAUGUCGACGGCUGCAUGCUGCUGCACGACUUAUCACGUCGGGUUAUUGAGCAAGAAAACCGGCAGGUGAUGCAAGAACAAGAAAACCACCAAUUACGGCAUGAGAUCAAGCUAUUACAAGAGACAGUCGAAGAACUGCGACAGCAGAAUACGAGCUGUGCGAAACGUCAAAGCGAGGUGGAAGAGAUUUGUGGUGGUUUGGAACAUCAACAAGAUCUGGUCAAGGACGAGCUGGAGAAUUUCGAUGUACAGGUUGACGAGCUGGAAGGGAAACUUGACGAGGUCGAGAAGCACAUGCUAUGCUUUCUGGAGGAGCUGGGGGAUUUGGUGAGACGGACGAUUCGGGACAUGCUGCAAGAGGACAUGCUGCAAGAGGAGAUGGUGCGAGACGCCAUCGCCGUCGUGGUUAAGGAAUGCGUGGAUGACUGGUUGAGCGACUACAUACGCGGAGAGGGCGAAGUUAACUUGGCUGGACCAGCGAGAGCAUAUUUGUGUAAGAUCGUCACGGACCAGGUAGCCACGGUGAAGGCAAACAUAUGCAAGGCUCUACGAGAGUAA